Patiria miniata (bat star) is the source of this 7440-nucleotide messenger RNA. RefSeq names its product hornerin-like. Lineage: Eukaryota; Metazoa; Echinodermata; Asteroidea; Valvatida; Asterinidae. The coding region runs from base 1 to 6381 and encodes 2126 amino acids. The transcript has 12 exons. The record is from RefSeq and is a predicted model, not a curated record.
AUGCCAUUCUGCAAGACUCCCCGGAGGCGAGUGAGACGUCUCAAGAGUUUGCCAGCCAAGUGGGCGGAGCUACCCCAUGACCAGAAGAAAGGCAUCUCUGAGGAGCUAGGUUUGCUGAAACAUGGCCGAGACUGGGCCUCCAUCUCCAAAUCCGUCGGUACCAAGACAGAAGCUCAGUGCAAGAACUUCUACUUCAACUACAAGAGGAAAUUCAACCUGGAGCAGAUCCUGGAGGAGCACAACAGGAAAGCCAAGGCGGAAAGGGAACACCGCAUCUCCACCACAGAAAGCACCGUUUCUACGCUGACGGCCAUGUCGGAUGACGAUGAUGAUUCCAUGAUGUUCAGCGACGAAGACAACGAUGCUGACAAUGACCUGGGGAGCUCAGACACUGACAGCGCCAGCGAGAACGAAGGAGAUGGCUUGCCCAGAAAGCCUAAGAAAGGAGGCGGAGGAGAGGUGGGUCUUGGAGCAGCUGAGCCAAUGGAGGUGGGAGCUCCUAGUGGAGGGUCUGGGAUGGCUCCGAGUAGCGCCGGUGGGGACAACAAGGGGAGUUUACCGGACACAGGGCAUGACAAAAACCAGUCGGGAAACGACAAGGGUGGUGGUAGGGCAAGCGAACAACAAGAGGGGGCCAGACGCGAGGUUGCAAACCCCGAACAACAACCAAAACAGCAGCAGAUGGUAGACGCUGACGCUGCUAAGAAGCCGACAUCAGAAUCGCAGCAACCUCCUGGUCCAUCCUCUCAACCCGACAGGUCAUCUCUGACAUCAGAGAUGCCGUCAACCCAUGCCGAACUCCCCCCGGGACCGACCCUCACUUCGUCGCGCCCGCGUGAUGAUGACGACUCCAGCGCUACCUGCAGUGCAGACGAAGAUGUGGAAGCCGUGGUUAUCCAAGAACCGACCAACUCCUCAAUGAUGCCACUGACUCGCAGAGCCCUGGAGAGUCAAGGACAGGGAGGCGACAAAGUCUCCUCAAGCGACGAGAAGCGAUACAUCCGCUCACUCCACCAGCUUCCAACCAGCAGAGAGCGAUUAGGAGAACUCUCCUCCUCAUCGCAACCUCCAUCCCAGCCGCCAGCUCAGGCCCUACCGGAACGUAGGCAAUCUAGGGUGGAGGCCCCUGUGGAUGCCACCAGCUCGGGGAAGCCUAACCAGACCCUGGCCGAGUAUCUCGGAAUGGAAGGCAAAGUCAAUAACAUCAAGGAUUUGAUUGACUCGGCCAUUGACAGGCAUCUUGGAAAUUCCUCCACUGCUAGUUCUCCCGGCCAGCAGGACUCGGUGACAAGCAACCCUUCGAGUCUCUCCGAUCCCCAUCGGAGUCCAGCAUCUGCCAAGGACCCCAAGGAUUCCCAAGAAGGCCGCCGCUCCUCAGAGAGCAUGUACAGAGACAUGCACUCGGGGCGGAGCUCCUCCUGGGCAGACUCCAGCGACAGCAAAGACCGUCGGCCGUCGGUGUCUAGAGCAGACCCUGGGAUGGCGUACGUCUCGCCCCACAUCUCCCACACGUCUCAAGUCCAUCAGAGAACCCAACAACAGCAACAGAAGCAGCUACAGGAUCGGGAUGUCUAUGAAGUGGGAAGCAGCCACCCGGAUAUACCCAGUAUGAGGUACCCAAGCGGAGCCAUCGGUCGGGCGUUGUACCAAGGCACCCGCUACCCACGAGACGCCCAUGGAGAGAUCUACCCAGACCGGGAUCAACACCCUCAUGUCUCCUCCCCUCCUGGUGUACCCACUGGAGCCCGGCAGGCCAGGUCUAGUUCCCCAUUUGCCCUGGUACCCAUGGACAGGGUUUCGCAGUCGCAGCAGCAGCACCGGCCUAUCCCGCUUCCCAGAUCCACGAAGGGGAACGUGCCACCACCCCCUCCGCUGAUCAACAAGUUAUCACCCAAGGCCAUCAAGACUGAGAAGCCAUCGCCGCUAGGCCAGCCCCACAGUGGAUCUAUCACACAGGGUACUCCCAUUAACUUCUCCACAGCAGGCAACCCUCCCACAAGUCGAUACGAGAGGCCCCCAGCAGGCUAUGACGGCCUCCUUGUCAAGGGCCAGCCGUCAGCGACAUCCCCACGGCAGGAGGGAGUAGCAGGUGGAGGGGGUUCCAUUACCCAGGGCACACCCAUCAACAGAGGGGGACGGGAGAUGCCAGGGUCUAUCAUGAGGGGGACACCGAUGCAAUCCCAGUCCCACGAACCCUCCGGAUCUAAAGAUUCCAGAGUUAACCAUGAGAGUCAACGAACCACUCCCAGCGGUUACGAAGCGGGCACAUCGAGAAGUACCCCGGUCUCCUAUGAAGGGGACCGGCCACGGGUCACCCAGGCAACCUCCCGUCACGAUCAACUCAUGCAUCGCAGUAUAUAUGAAAACGCAUUGGCUAGAGGCUCACCGGUGUAUGUGGAUACCAGUGGAACUGUGCGAGCAACCAACCCAUUUGAGCGUCCCAUGCCCCACAUGGAUCCAUCAGCAUUAUACCUGGCACACCAACAGCAACGGGAUUACAUGAAUCUGAUGGCCAGAUCAAGUCAGCCAGACACAACGUCCUUCAACAGCUCCAAGGAAACACUAGCCGGUGAUUUUGCAACGGCAAAGCAGAUGAGCAUGCGGACCUCCACAAUUGCAGGGGACUAUGCAACAGCCAAACAGAUGAGCCAACAGCAACAGCAGCAGCAACAGCAGCAACAACAACAACAGCAGCAACAGCAGCAGCAGCAGCAGUUGCCGCAUCAACUGGUAGGCCAGCCAAUCACUCCACAGAUGGCACAGCAGAUCAGCCAAUCGGUGGCCCAGCGUGGCAGCCAGUACCCACCAACCACCACCAAGGAUUCCAGACUGUCUCCUAGACGAGAGUCACCCAUGUCUAAGAACUUUCCUCCAGGACAGCAACAUGUCUUAGAUCCACAGAUCCAGCAACAGAUGCUGCAACAAUAUGCACAGAGUGGACAGAUUGUCUACCUGCCCUAUUUCCCCCCGGGUCAUUCCCACAUACUAGCUCAUCAGCACUACCCAGGGGGUAUCCCCUCCCCCCACCACCCCCACCCCUCCAUCAGUCCCCACACCACACAGGCACACCCGUCAUCCCAACACCCUGCCCACAGCGACCGACGCACAACCUCUCCAAUGCAGCAGCAGCAGCAGCAGCAGCAGAGAGAAGUCACGUCACCGGCUGAACACUACGCCCAGCAGCAAGCCGUGAAUUUAUCCCACAGAUGGCCUGCGCCUCCAAGUGUGGGUGCCGUGCGCUUCAAGCUCCCACCCAGGGGGUCUAGCCCGGGUGCCCAUCCGGGCUCGGGGGUGCACCCUGUCACCCAUCCGGGUUCCUUCCCAUCAACAUGCUCCCAUCCUGCAACCGCUGCUCAUAGCAUCACUACAGUCCACCCGGCCUACUCCGCCCAUCUCUCCGGUGCCCAUAUGGUGGGUAGCAGCCACCCAGGAGCCCAUCACAUGAGAGGUACAAUGGGUGGGAGCAUCAUGACGGGGACACCCAUCAGGCCUCCACCCAGUAUCACCUCGGGAACACCCAAUCCAGAGCUGAGGGAGGAAACGCCAAGAAGUCGAGCAGAAAGCACUUCAGGAUCUGGUGGUAGCAAGUCUCCUGGUGCAGCUAGUGGUUCGGAAGCUUUUCGCACACUUGUCCAUGUAGCUGCCUCAGCUGAAACACUUGGAACAGCACAGGAAAAAGAAGCAAGAAGACAGCAACAAGCCAUUCAUGAGAGUAGAGAGCGUGAUGCCAGCUCCUCUAGCGAAUCCCACGGCUAUCCACGACGACCCUACUCAACUGGUUCCAGCCACUCGGGUCCAAGCCAAGAGCGGUGGAUCUCUACGUCAUCUGAUAACCAGAUGGCCCAUCGGGAAGCUGCCCCGUCUGGAAGCAGUCGCUUGACGCCCAAGGGACGGGAAUCAGAGAGUAAAGAGAGGAAGGAGGAGGUCAGACACAAGGAGCAACAGCAGAGAAACCACAAUAUGGAACGAGAAGCCUCAGCCAUCUUUGCUGCUCUCUUUGAGAAGGACAAGCAGUCAUCCCGGGUCUCAACUGAAGAGGACUCGGAGAGCUCCAGCCGCCCACUGACGGCGGCCAGUCUGAUUGAUGUGAUCAUCACACGCUCCAUCAACCAACCCAUGUUGGACAAUCAUGACCAAGGGACUGACUCAGACAGCGGUGAUGGGUUGUCUGUUGGACCGAGCGUGGCUUCCUCCAAAGAGAAGUCCAGCAAGAAUGUGUCCGACUCAGACUCGCUGCAGCCGGAGAAUGGAGACAGUAAUGCUGUACCCUCAUCGUCAACAGAGCGUUCUCCAAGUUCAGGAAAGGAUCCGAAGCACCAAGAGCAGGAGGCAUCUGGAGAACAGCAGGAGAGGCCUCAGGAAAGCCUGGUCCCGGUGACUUCACCAUCCCCACUUCCCAUUACCCUGGCUGAACAUAUAGACACUAUCAUCUCCAUGGACUACAAUAAAUCUGACCAGGUGAGUCAGGCAUCUACAUCAGCAGCCACUUCUGCCACCGGAAGCUCAUCCUUGAAGCGAGAUCGUGUAAAGUCAUCAGGUGUGGAUACCACAGAAAGCCGGGAACAGGGACCAUCCUCUAGCUCUCCUCGUGCUAGAUACAGGACACCCGAUAGUGAAGUCGGAUCAACCAAUGAUGCAGCAAGGAGAAGCAGCCCGGUUGCCUCAUCCCUGCAGAGUAUCCAUGGUGCUCGCAGCAGCAGCAGCAGUAGUGACUCCAGAAUGAGGAAUUCGGGAUUGAUGUCUUACGGUGGGCCUGCGGAACCGAGUGUCAAUAGCUCCAAAGAAGGUAGUCCAAGAAGCAGGGCUGCCUCCACAGCUUCUGAUAUAUCAAGUGCUUCUGCAUCCCCAGCCAGUGCCAGACCGGACAGCUACUCCAACAGGGUUUCCUCCCAGUGGGGUUCACGUAAGGACCAAGAAGCGACAUCUGCUGGUAGGGUCUCAAGGAGCUCAUCGGAACAGAGUCGAGAGGCUUCACCAGUCAGUGUCAGUGAUAUGACUCCAUCUGCUGUGUCUUGGCAGAGGAAGUAUCAACAGGAAGGUAAUGGAGCCGACAGCAGUGAGAAUGCUACCAGAGGAUCCCAGCCACGAUUCAGGGUCCACAGCUCUCAGUCAACCUCCCCACACCAGCCAGAAAGCUGGGGAAUGGCUGAUUCCAACCGGCCACCAUCCCGAGGUAGACGCAGGGACUCACCAAAGACCAUUGUGGAGCCUGGAUCAAGCUCCUCUUCUGUGCUGGAUGCAGCCUCAAGCAGCGAAGACAGAUCUCGUUUUACUCCUGGUCCUGUAGAGAGUGGAGUCAGCGAUAGCCAACGGCAGCUCAGCAGCAGCCAAUCAGGCCUCAAGUCCAGAUCAGAAGCUGAGAGCUCUCGCAGCAACAACCCAGCUCCCCAGAGCACCUCUCAUGAGUACAACUCAGAUAGUCCUCUGCAACCUGCUGAUAGUAUGUCCCAAAUGAGACAGUCUCUGAUGGGUACAGCCCAAUCAGUGGUGAAUAGAUCUCCAAAGAAUGGACAACCUAGCAUGCUUCCAAGCAGCAGUCAAGGUAGACAGCCUCAGAGGAAGGACACUGGCUUGUUCCGGUUUGAUCUUCAGAAGUCCAUCGACCGUAUGAUUGAAUCUCAAGUGAGGAUGGAGACACCAUCCAGGAUGGACCAGCAGGUCAGAAUGGAUGAUUAUGUGACGCGGCUUGUGGAGGCUGAGAUGUCUAGCUCCCGGUCUUCUCCACAGCGCUGCGAUAGCAGAGAGAGCACCAGCACGGCCGAGUCUGGUGCCCUGGAGGUGGAUGAAAGCCGACUGUCUGAUGUCUCAGACUUGGACAAUCACGAGGCAGAAUCAGUCCAGCAACCAAAUGUCUCACAGCAGCGUCCUAGAGGUUCAAGCCCGAGACUGCCUUCCCGAGAUAACAGGGAUGGGGAAGCAGCUCCAAGUUCAACACCCGUUGAUGGUGCUGCAAGGCUGAGUGUGGGCUCUUCAAGUGGAAUUGGUAGUAACAGGGCAUCAGGUGUUAUCUCUCCAAAUAUAGCCGCACAGCCUCAGCUCGAUCCCUCUAACCAACCAAGCCAAUCAGUACCCACUUCCUCACCAUCCCCUGUCUCUCACCAGGGUUUCCCAACCUCGGGCACCGGGCAGGCAGGGAACCAGUUUGCAUAUUCAGCCUUAUCGUUCAGAUCAGCGGCAGGAGUAGCCCCUGCUGCCUCCUCCUCUACAACAAGCUCCGCCCAGAACCAUCUAGCCAACGUUCAUCUCAGGAUCCCCUCCCCCCACCUUGGACCCGCUAGGGGGCCAUCACCAGUCCCUGGUCCAGGAAUAGCUGGUGUUCGUGAGAGGGAACCAGCACCUUUGCUGUCCUCUCAGUACGAGACCUUAUCAGAUAGUGAUUAACCUAGAUAAGUAGGAGAUUACAAAUAGUGUUGUUUGUUAAGUUGUAGUCGUUAUUAUUGAUUAGUGGAAUCAAUGACUUGGUAAUUAAUAUUGAUCUCCAAAGCUUACGGAGAACCUAAGACUGAAGUACGUUUAUUUUAUGUUUUUUUGUCAACUUUCUUACUGAUAUGCACAUUUUUGUGAUAAAAGAUGGACUGACUUUUUAAACCAUGCAAAAGAUACUCUCUACAGAAGUACAUGUACCAUUCGUGGUGAGGUGUCUUUUUACAGACACAUGGUUACAGGUUAUUUGCAGAAAAAUCUUUAUUUGAUCAGAUUUAAUAUAUCGCUAAACAAGUUUGCCCUGUUUUAUUGCAGAUUUACCAUAUUUGUAAUAACCAUCGCUGUACAAGAAUGCGUUUCUUUGGGCUAAAAACAAAACGACUAAACAAAACCAUUGAUUCAAAUUAAGAAUCUAGCUUUAUUUUGAUCUUGACAAUGAAAAUAUGAUGCCAGUGUUUCGUGAAAAAUUCUGUUAACCUUUGAUUGUUACCCUUUCCUUGAGGAAAAAAAAUGUCCAAGACAUUUUGUCAUUCAUUUGUAAUUUUGUUUUAGUUUUACUGUAGAAAAAAAAACUGUUAAAACAGUCAAACAUGUUUUUAUUUAGACUUUUAGUUGUGUGUUAAAAGUUAGGAAAAAAUGGUCAUUUUGAUGAAAAGUGAAUGUGGCUGCUUUUUAGUAUUAUGAUAAGUUUGGUUGUUUUAAAAAUAGCUUUUGAUGACAAGAAUGCUCUGAAAUGUCGGCUUGAUAUUCCAGAGCCAUUGUAUCACAAACCCUCCAGAAUCCAUCAAAUUCUAACGCUUCUGUUUGAUUGUUUUUUAUGGUUUCAGGACGUUACAGCCAAUUACUUUGCAAGAGCAUCAUUCAAUGAAUUUUGGGUCCAAAGUGUGAUUUUUUUGUUCCUGUUACCGUGGUACUUUGUCAUUUGCCAUUCAAGUAUCAUGAAUGACUUCAAACAAUAAAUUUAUUUAUUGGGUAGGUAGUUUGCUAUUCAUAACCACUCUUGGAGAACGACUGCAU